Messenger RNA from Anopheles funestus (African malaria mosquito), 2917 nucleotides. Its product is annotated as elongation of very long chain fatty acids protein AAEL008004-like. Gene Ontology annotation, molecular function: fatty acid elongase activity. Bases 1545 to 2507 code for a protein of 320 amino acids. Gene Ontology annotation, biological process: fatty acid elongation, saturated fatty acid; fatty acid elongation, monounsaturated fatty acid; fatty acid elongation, polyunsaturated fatty acid. Gene Ontology annotation, cellular component: endoplasmic reticulum membrane. Lineage: Eukaryota; Metazoa; Arthropoda; Insecta; Diptera; Culicidae. The transcript has 6 exons. The record is from RefSeq and is a predicted model, not a curated record.
CCGCCCGAACGUAACCCCAACGAAUCGAGAUCGUUCUAUUCGAUGCACUCUAUCGGUGAGUGCAACUUGCACUCCAAAACAGCAUCCAAAUCCAGACAUUAGCCAGUAGGGCGAAGGAGGUAAACCACGUCUAAUGCUUUUUUUGUUGCUGCUGUUGUUCGUGUUCGCGCUACCGUUGCAAUCGUUGGUGCGCGUGUUCAAGGACACGGUUCGUGCAGUGUGCGCCCGUGAGCCUCGCUUUCCUUUGAUGCGAGAACGUGCAGAUGUACCAUCGCACUCUGUCCCCGUUAACACUAUAUUCGUCACCAUUGCUGCUACUAAAAACGUGUGCGCAUUCUACCAAAUCCCUUCCCUUGCAAAACGGAUUUAAUCCGUCACAUCGAUGAAGGAAGUUUUUGAUUGCGUGGGGGAUACUAAACCGCGUGGGGAGAGGGGGCGCAUAUACUUCCUUCUGUUUAUACUAGUAAACUAGUGAACAAUAUUAAAAGAACAAAACCAAAACCAUUUAUUUAUGCGUUCGAUGAGCAGCUCACUAGCGUAAACCACCCGAAUAAGAGGACGAUCUUUCGCUCUCGCUCGCUCUUGAUUUUUCGCUUCGGAGGAUAUCAACCGAUCGUUCGACAGAUCAAACGCACCACCACUUUACGGAGGAAACUCGGUAGCUGUUUCGGAGUGGGAAAAACCGUGCCAUACGUAAACACAGACAGCAAAAGCGAUCGUCCUUGGACGUUUAGAAGGAAAAAAGACUAUCACACCAGCAGUGCUCGGCACACAUGCCGUCCUUCUUUCGCUCGUUCGCAGUUUACCGAAAUGUUUCUGCAAUGAUUUUUGCAAAUAAAAAAAAAACAACUCUAAGAACUACCACACACAACAUGUAGGCGAAUGCCCGAGGGGUGGGAAAUAGAUCCGCCGUACGCGUAGGUCUGCAUUUUUUUCCUUCUUCAAAGGGUUGAUGUUAUUUUCCGAUACCAACGAGCUCACUCCAUUCGGAAAAUGUCCAAACGUUGGCAGUCCUGCGACAGCAUCUCGACGGCACGGGCAGGUUAAUUCAGUUCAGUGGAUUGUUUCGCUCGGGAGGUUAGAGAUGUAAAUCUGGAACACACCUGACUAGAACCAUCACUGCGCGCAACGCAAAGUACAGUGAAUAUUGUUGUUUUGUUUUUAUCCGAGAAUUUAACAGAAUUCUUCAAAUCCCUUGGAAAACUCGUGCAGAUGUAAAUCUAUCAGUGUGUGUAUAUGAAUGAGUAUAACGUUCUAAAGCAAAAAGAUCGUUAGAAGAAGACGUAUAAUUGCAUACGGAAAACUGUGUCAAACUAGAACUGGUUGAUGAUGCAUCUGACCCAGAUGCGGCACUAGUGACCGAGUGAAACGAAAAACUCCAUACAAAGUGUUUGUUUAACUAUAAAGUGCAUGUUUACGAGAAAUACAAGUUUAUGGUUUAAUUAGUGCGGAUUUUCGAUAUUCUUUAAACAAUAGCUACAGUGCGGUGAAUUUAUUCUCCCCAAAGUUAUCACUGACCAGUAACAUUGUUCUCACCCUCAAAAAUGGAUGUAAGGGAUAACUUUACCGACUUUACCCUAGCGUCGAACUACAUCAUGCAGCUGGCGAUCGACGAAUAUCAGGCGGAUCGCAACUGGACGCGACUGAUCGACCGAUACUGGAAUCUUGUGGAGGACCUGAUUGGAGAUCCGCGCGCAAAACAGCUCCCAUUCAUGGACAAUCCACUGCCGACGCUUGGGAUGGUGCUGACCUAUCUCGUCUGGGUGUUGAUUAUUGGACCGACAUACAUGCGCGACCGGAAACCGAUGCAGCUAACAAACACACUCUUCUACUACAACCUCGGACAGGUCCUGCUGAGUGCCUACAUGUUUUACGAGCAUCUGAUGGCGGGCUGGGCCCGGGGAUACAGUUUGACAUGCCAACCGGUCGAUUACAGUGACGAUCAUCUUUCGCGCCGGAUGUUUAACCUGUGCUACAUCUACUACCUCUCAAAGUUGUCCGAGUUUGCGGAUACGGUGUUCUUUGUGCUGCGCAAGAAAAAGUCACAAAUUUCCUACCUUCAUCUUUAUCAUCAUUCGCUCACCCCAAUCGAGGCUUGGAUUCUGACCAAGUUCCUCGCAGGUGGUAAUACAACACUUCCCAACAUUAUCAACAACUUUGUCCACACGUUGAUGUAUCUGUACUAUAUGCUGUCGGCGAUGGGACCACGCUAUCAGAAGUAUCUGUUUUGGAAGCAGUUUUUGACCGAAAUACAGAUUGCCCAAUUUAUCAUAUGCAUCGGGCAUGCGAUCAACGCACUGGUUACGGACUGCGCCUACCCGAAGUUUAUCACCUUUUUGUUACUUUGCAACGCUAGCAUAUUCUUUGUGCUGUUUAUGAAUUUCUAUCUGGAAAAUUACCGAAAACAGGCCACUGUGAAGGCGGUGCAAGAAGCGACAGCUCUAACAACUACUGAACAGCACCAAAUCGUAUCCGUAGCAAACGAAUCGUCCAAGAAGCAACAAUGACUUUCCCUAUUCAAAAGACUGAAUACGAAGGGAUAUCAAGUGAUUUUUGUAAAUAGCAUUACCUAUCUGUUGAGCGAAUAAUUGUGAUAAGAACUUCUAAGGGAUGGUUGAAAGAAAACAAAACACCUCUGUCAAAUGUAAUAGAUUGAUUUACCUAAAUUUUUUACUAACACUGAAUAAUUUUACCAACAAAAAAUAUGUCAUCAAAAAUAAUUCACAUCAUCCGUUAACAAAGUGAAAGGUUUGAAUCAUUCAAUUGUAAAUAGUUUUAAAAUGUGUGUGAAGAUUCAAACACGAUUAUUGAAACCGUUAUUCAACAAUCAAAACCUACAUAGCAAUAGAAAGCAAAUCGUUGUUUUAAUAAAUAAAAAAUAAGAAAAGUAUAAAAAAAGAAGAUAAUUAAUUUAUCA